This is a messenger RNA of Medioppia subpectinata, 1499 nucleotides long. NCBI's taxonomy places the organism in Eukaryota, Metazoa, Arthropoda, Arachnida, Sarcoptiformes, Oppiidae. The record is from the annotation of a GenBank genome assembly.
GCAGAUCACAACCGAAUGCAUGCGUCGGAUGUCCUUCAGGGUGUCUAUUAUCUCACUUCCCAACCGAUCCCAGGCUUCGCGCAAAUACCCGCAGAUUCAACAGAUUCUCCUUUACAUAAGACAUCGAUCGGUCCUUUGCCUCAAAGUUAUGUCAAACACAUCACUGUUUGCGAAGAGACUUAUGGUAUAAUAGGGGCUAAUUAUCCAGCAUUAGAGCUGAUGGCACUGUACACGGCGGCAGCCAUGCAUGACUUUGAUCACCCCGGCAGGACUAAUGCCUUCCUCGUCGCCACAUAUGCUUCACAGGCGAUUCUGUACAACGACAGGUCUGUAUUGGAGAACCAUCACGCGGCCGCCGCCUGGAGUCUCUUCUUAUCAAAACCAGAAUAUAAUUGGUUGAGACAUCUCGAUAGGGCUGAGUUCAAGAGAUUCAGAUUUCUUGUCAUUGAAUUCAUUUUGGCCACUGAUCUCAAGCGACACUUUGAGAUAUUGGCCGAAUUUAAUGCCAAAGUAAAUGAUGACGACUCCACUGGAAUCGAUUGGUUCUCAGAAACCGACAGACUUUUAGUUAUGGAAAUGACUAUAAAAAUAGCCGACAUUAACGGUCCCUUAAAGACGUUUGAUAUCCACCAGCAGUGGACGCAUCGAAUCGCCGAAGAAUUCUACGAACAGGGAGACGAAGAGCAGAGACUCGGACUUCCCAUCUCUCCAUUCAUGGACCGUAAAAUCCCUCAAUUGGCGAAACUUCAAGAAUCGUUUAUUAAUCAUUUAGUCGGACCGCUAUGUAAUGCAUACGGAGAGGCGGGUCUUCUUCCGGGACUUUGGGAAUACCAGGACUCGUCUUCAACUGACGACUGCGAUAUCAUUGAAGAAGAAGAAGAAGUGAAAACUGAUAGCGAACUCAACAAAUUAGAUUUAGGUAAAAAUGCGAGAAAAGUUAGUUGUCUUCAGACAACACAUCUUCAAGAAAAUUACGAAUUUUGGAUAAAUAUUCUCAAAGAGAAAAAGAAUUCGCAUUCACUUCAGUCCUCUCCCAAUAUAAGUAGCGACGACUCGAGUACUCCAGUCCUCACUCAACAGACAUUGGAAGAGAUCAUCGAAGCGGAAGAGAAUCAAAGCCAAGGAAGCAGUUAUAGUAAUAAUGGCGAUAAUAUACUAGUCUUUGAAAAUAUCACUCAUAUUAGCGAUUAAGUGAAUCACUUCUUAUGUUAACAAACAAUUAAUCCCUUUUAUAUCUGUGAUUGUAAUCAAAAGCUUCAAUCGUUCCCCAAAUAGACUAUAUUAUCAUCAUUUUUGAACCACAAAUGACACUAUAAUUUCAAAUCAUAAGUCAAUCAAAUGAUUAGUGAAAUUACAAAACCAUUGUUUAAUUGGCCAACAAUUUUGAGCUUCAAUUCCUAGGAUUCUAUAAAAUUUAUGUCAAGUUUUUACACAAAAAGACAUGAAAUUUAGUUUUUUCUUGUGAUAAAAUCAUGUUAUUCUACAUAAUAGACAGUAUA